AUGGAUGAAAUUAUGUUGAACUUAAGGGCACUUGACGGUAACAUUGUGGUAGACGAUGUCGUUCCAGGAUGGGCAAGAAUUGUAGUGGUUAGGGGAGUGGUUGGAGUUGGGGGACUUGUGGUAGUUGGAGGAGUGACUAGAAUUGAGCAAGGAGGAGUGGACAUUGGGGGAUUGGAAGUGGUUGAAGGAGUUAUAGUUGUUGGCAGAAUAGAUGGAGACGAGGAAGGAGAGGUGGUCAUUAGGGGAGUUGUAGUGGUUGGAGGAAUGGGUGGAGUCGAAGAGGGAAGGGUGGACAUUGGGGGAGUUACAAUGGUUGGGGGAGUCGCGGUGGUUGGUGGAAUGGGAGGAGUCGAUGACGGAGGGGUGGACAUUGGGGGAGAAGUAGUGGUUGGGGGAGUUGCAGUGGUCGGAGGAAUGGAUGGAGUCGAGGAGGGUGGGGUAGACAUUGGGGGAGUGGCUGGAGUCGAGCAAGGAGGAUUGGACAUUGGGGGAGUUGUAGGAGGAGCUAGCAAUUGGAGUGGAAAUCGAGGGAGUAGCGGUGGAUGGAACUGGGGGAGUUGUGGCGGAGUAUAG
Molecule: messenger RNA, 573 nt
Organism: Chenopodium quinoa (quinoa)
Lineage: Eukaryota; Viridiplantae; Streptophyta; Magnoliopsida; Caryophyllales; Amaranthaceae
Product: glycine-rich cell wall structural protein 1-like
Exons: 2
Coding region: 1-573 (190 amino acids)
Source: RefSeq, a predicted model, not a curated record